GACCGCGUCUCGUCGUUUUAACGCGAUGUCAGUCUGCUGGCUUCGCAGAUAAGAACACACUCAGCUAAGCGCAUCCCAUACUCACAUUGCACAGCGCAGAAACUAGAAAAAAGCUUCAUCAAAUCUCUGAAUUUGAAGAAGAAGCAGAAGAAGAUGUCGUGGCAAACAUAUGUAGAUGAGCAUCUUAUGUGCGAAAUCGAGGGCAAUCAUCUCACUGCUGCAGCCAUCAUCGGCCAAGACGGCAGCGUCUGGGCCCAGAGCUCCAACUUCCCUCAGUUCAAGUCUGAAGAAAUCACUGCCAUUAUGAGUGACUUUGACGAACCUGGAACACUAGCUCCAACUGGUUUGCACCUGGGUGGCACAAAAUACAUGGUGAUCCAAGGAGAGGCAGGAGCUGUCAUUCGGGGGAAGAAGGGACCUGGUGGUGUUACUGUUAAGAAGACAAAUCAGGCCCUAAUAAUUGGUAUCUAUGAUGAGCCAAUGACUCCAGGGCAGUGCAACAUGAUUGUUGAAAGGCUCGGUGAUUAUCUCAUGGAUCAGGGUCUUUAAUUUCUAUUUGUCCUGCUAUUUAUUGCAAUUUUCUUGGCUUCCAUACAAGCUUGCAUUUGCCUACCUGCUGUUGGAAUGGUUGAAUGCAGAGAAAUAAUAUUAUGAAAUAUUGAAAGUCAAGGGGAACACUGUUUCAGAGGAAAAGGUUUGGUGCUUGUUAAAGUAAAUGGAUAUGCUCAUCGCAUUGUUAUUGUACUAGUUUGAUCAUGGUAUUGGAUGAUUUUCGAGUGAAGUACUUUGUAUGAAUUACAGUGGAUUUCAUCUGAUGGAUGGUAAUUUGAUUGGCGUAAAUUUGGAAGUAA
This is a messenger RNA of Hevea brasiliensis (rubber tree), 851 nucleotides long. RefSeq names its product profilin-1-like. Lineage: Eukaryota; Viridiplantae; Streptophyta; Magnoliopsida; Malpighiales; Euphorbiaceae. The coding region runs from base 154 to 549 and encodes 131 amino acids. The transcript has 3 exons. Gene Ontology annotation, cellular component: cell cortex. The record is from RefSeq and is a predicted model, not a curated record. Gene Ontology annotation, molecular function: actin monomer binding.